AUGGAAAUUACCGAGAACAGGGAUAACACAAAGAGGCAAUGUCAUUUACAAGUGUACAGAAACCAAUGGUUAAAAUAUCUAAAAAAUGAUAGUGCACGAACCAACUACCAUGUGUCAUUAAAUCUAGUUACAUCGACUAGUACCAUGGAAAAGGGCGAUUUUAGAGGUGAUUCUAAGGGAUACUUCACUUAUAUUGAGACGAGUUUGCUUUUACACGCAACUUGGAAGUCGAUUCAAGGUUCUGGAUUCUAUACAUUUGUUCAUAGGGAAUAUAAAAAAGAAAAGCUUCAAAUCCAAUCAGAAUUAAAGAAAGCCUUCCAAGGAUUUGUAAAGAAAUUUUGUCAUGAGCAACAAGCACAUCUACUGUUGAUUAUGAAAAGAUGCCGAAUGGACAAUAUAUCACGCCGGCUUCGGCAGGCUUUGAUAUACACAUUUAACAUUGCAUACAGGGAGGAAUUACAAUACUUCCGGAUAUGCAUUGAUCAUAAAAAAAUGCAGUAUUCAGCCCAAUGUUUCAAAUUUAGAGUAUGUCAGUUUAUAGAACGUGCACGAGAAAAUCGACAUCAUCCCGCAAUCGAGCAUACAAUAUUUCUGGAAUUAACUGAUUACAACCAACUUAUUUCGGUACAGUUCACUUUGACUUACAAUCAAAGCAAGCAUAGAAUGGCAAAGUACAUUGCACAUCCUGCCAUGAGAUUUGCAUGUAUAGAUCUAUUUUGCGAUUUGGAAUUGAGAAUUGAAAUGUCAGAUACAUUGGAGUAA
Messenger RNA from Phycomyces blakesleeanus NRRL 1555(-), 762 nucleotides. RefSeq lists its product as hypothetical. The coding region runs from base 1 to 762 and encodes 253 amino acids. The record is from RefSeq and is a predicted model, not a curated record. The transcript is spliced from 8 exons. NCBI's taxonomy places the organism in Eukaryota, Fungi, Mucoromycota, Mucoromycetes, Mucorales, Phycomycetaceae.